AUCAUCAUCCGGGUUGAUUUCUGGUCACAGACGAUCCAAGAUGGCGACUCACAUGUCGAGAUGUAGAACCUGGAGUCGUGUUCAAAGGUUUGGGAUCGCAGCAUACAGAAAGUACAGCAGUGGUGGUGCAUACCCAAAUAUCUCCCUCUCUUCACCGCUGCCUGGGAUCCCCAAGCCAGUGUUUGCAUCCGUGGAUGGUCAGGAGAAAUACGAGACCAAGAUCACUACUCUAGAAAAUGGCCUCAAAGUCGCCUCCCAAAACAAGUUUGGUCAAUUCUGCACAGUUGGAAUUUUAGUAAAUUCUGGAUCCAGACAUGAAGCAAAGUAUCCGAGCGGAAUAGCACACUUCGUAGAGAAACUCGCCUUUUCUUCCACAGCUCAGUACGGGAGUAAAGAUGAAAUUCUCCUCACGUUGGAGAAACACGGAGGAAUAUGUGACUGUCAAACAUCGAGAGAUACCACCAUGUAUGCAGUGUCUGCUGAAGUGAAAGGUCUGGACACAGUUGUCAGUCUUCUCUCUGAUGCGGUUCUACAGCCUCGCCUGCUGGAUGAAGAGAUCGAGAUGACCAGAAUGGCGGUGCGCUUUGAGUUAGAAGAUCUAAACAUGAGGCCAGACCCCGAACCCUUACUCACUGAGAUGAUCCAUGCUGCUGCGUAUCGAGGCAACACAGUCGGACUGCCUCGCUUCUGUCCUGUUGACAAUGUGGACAAGAUUGACAAGAUGGUGCUGCACAGCUACCUGCGUAACUACUUCUGUCCUGAGCGGAUGGUGCUGGCUGGGGUUGGCAUCGAGCACGAGCAGCUGGUUGAAUGUGCCAGGAAGUACCUGCUGGACAUGAAGCCGGUGUGGGGAACGAGCGCAGUAGCCAACGUGGACCUCUCUGUCGCACAGUACACUGGUGGCAUCGUAAAGAUGGAGAAGGAUAUGUCAGAUGUGAGCCUUGGCCCCACCCCGAUCCCAGAGCUCACCCACAUCAUGAUCGGCCUGGAGAGCUGCUCCUUCCUGGAAGACGACUUCAUCCCAUUUGCAGUGCUCAACAUGAUGAUGGGUGGAGGUGGCUCCUUCUCUGCAGGAGGACCUGGGAAAGGCAUGUUCACCCGCCUGUACCUCAACGUGCUCAACAGGCAUCAUUGGAUGUACAAUGCCACAUCCUAUCACCAUAGCUAUGAGGACAGUGGUCUUCUCUGUAUUCAUGCCAGUGCAGACCCCAGACAGGUGCGGGAAAUGGUGGAGAUAAUAACCAGAGAGUUCAUUCAGAUGGCUGGCAGCCCAGGAGAGAUGGAGCUGGAGAGGGCCAAGACUCAGCUCAAGUCCAUGUUGAUGAUGAACCUGGAGUCACGGCCUGUUAUUUUUGAAGAUGUUGGUCGCCAGGUUCUCUCCACAGGGAAGAGAAAGCUGCCACAUGAGCUGUGUGAUCUAAUAAGCAAUGUGACAGCCAGUGACAUUAAGAGAGUAACCACCAAGAUGCUGCGCAGUAAGCCUGCAGUAGCCGCUCUGGGAGACCUGACGGAGCUGCCCUCGUACGAACACAUCCAGGCUGCCCUGUCCAGCAAAGAUGGACGUCUGCCCCGCAUGUAUCGCCUCUUCCGAUAGACCCACCCCCUCCACAUGGCCACCGAGCUGGUCGUCACUGGCAAACAUCACUGUAAAUAAACUGGACUGGAAGAGUACACUAGUGUUCCCUCCCACCACAGAACUCGACACAGCUCACUCUGGGAGGGGACUAAUACCCAUGGCUCUCAACUGAACCUCUGAGAGUGGGGAUUUUAAAUAAAGUUCCAUUUUACUCCACAGUAACCUUAGUCUAAGCCAUAUUUCAUCAUUUACUGGGAUGGUUUGCAGGAGUUUGGUUUUAAAGGGACAUUUCAUCCCAGAGCCAAAAUAAAGUGUUCUCCCGUACCAACCUGUUAUGUUUGAGUUUAUAAAUAAAUUAUGUUAGAAUGUGAAAUUAUCUUCAAAGUACAUCAGCAUAUAGGUAAGAGAAAGGGGCGGCUAACAUCCCCCGCAGUUAGUUACCUUUUUAUUGAGCUAUUGUGUUUUCUCUCAGCUCUCUAAAAUUCACAGAGCUUCACCUUGAGCUUUCUCCAAUGUGGAUGGAUCAAACUAUCUUUCUAUUUAUACAACAGCACUUCAUAGUCUCCCUUCACAGCCACAGGAGGCACUAUACGCAGUGAUGGUAAUCUGAUUAAUAAAGGAAUCCCUUGAAAUGUUUGGAUAAAUGUACAAACCUCACAAAUGUGUCCUCAAGACUGAAAUCAUGGUUCCUGUCAUAUCGUGUCUCAGAGUCAAUGAAAAGAGAUUGAAAUCUAAAGUGAAACCUGUCUGUUUUUUUUUUUUUUGUAUUUUUGUGGUUGUGUUGAUGUCCUUGCAAAUUAAAAGAAAUGUAACAAGAUACAUUAAAGGACUAGUUUGACUUUGGGGAAUAUGCUUAUUUGCUUUCUGGCAGAGAGUUGGAUAAAAAGAUGAAGGCCAGUGUUAAUAUGAAAGUGGUGUUAACCUUCUCAUCUAACUCUCUGCCAGAAAAUAAGCGUUUACAAGAUGUCACACUAUUACUUUAAGAGAUGAGUCUCUGUGUUCAAGUGAAUUUAGAGGCUUAUAUUUUCCGGGUGAGACAUUUUUAAAGAACAUUAUACUGAACACCCAAGUACACCCAUGUGGAUUUUACAAGUACUUCAAUGGUUUAUGACCACAUUGAAUAUGCUGAACUCUGUUAACAUCUGUAUACCAACUGGUGAAUAAAUGUAAUUACUUCCAUGAAUAAAAUUCUAUAUUUUAA
Molecule: messenger RNA, 2777 nt
Organism: Dicentrarchus labrax (European seabass)
Lineage: Eukaryota; Metazoa; Chordata; Actinopteri; Moronidae
Gene: pmpca
Product: peptidase, mitochondrial processing subunit alpha
Exons: 13
Coding region: 41-1594 (517 amino acids)
Cellular component (GO): mitochondrion
Molecular function (GO): metal ion binding; metalloendopeptidase activity
Source: RefSeq, a predicted model, not a curated record